ACGGCCACACCAACUCUGCUUUGAGCCCAAUCUUUUCGCCUCGUCUCACUCCUUCCCCGCUAUAUAAGCACCGGGCCUGCUCGGCAUCUCCGGCCAAACCAGACCAGCAGCGGCGGGAGCCAUCAGAGCAAAGCAGACAAUCGCAGCAGUGGAGUAGGGCGGGCACCAUGAUGAUGGCCCGGGUUUCCUCCGCCCUGUUUCUUGCGAUGGUGGCGCUUGUCCUCGCGGUGCCGGCGCUUGCCGGCGACCCGGACUACCUCCAGGACAUCUGCGUCGCCGACCUCAAAUCAGACCUCAAGGUGAACGGGUUCCCGUGCAAGGCGAACGCGACGGCGGACGACUUCUUCACCGGGGUCCUCGCCAAGCCCGGCGCCACCAACACCACGGCCGGCUCCGUCGUCACCGGCGCCAACGUGGAGAAGGUCCCGGGCCUCAACACCCUCGGCGUCUCACUCUCGCGCAUCGACUACGCCCCCGGCGGGCUCAACCCGCCGCACACCCACCCGCGCGCCACCGAGGUCGUCUUCGUCCUCUAUGGCGAGCUCGACGUCGGCUUCAUCACCACCGCGAACAAGCUCUUCGCCAAGACCAUCUCCCAGGGCGACGUCUUCGCCUUCCCGCGCGGCCUCGUGCACUUCCAGAAGAACAAUGGUGACAAGCCCGCCGCCGUCAUCUCCGCCUUCAACAGCCAGCUCCCCGGCACGCAGUCCCUCGCCAUGACGCUCUUCGGGGCCUCCCCGGAGGUACCCGACGACGUGCUCGCCAAGGCAUUUCAGAUUGACACUGUGGAGGUUGACAAGAUCAAGGCCAAGUUUGCCCCGAAGAAGUGAAGGGCCGGAGCACGAAUAAGAUUCAGACUUUUGUAAAAUACGUACAUGUCUCGGUGGUUUAUUUAUUGAUUUGUUGGUCUUCCAAUAACUGCGUUAAGCAUGUCAUACUAAUGCAGUCGUUUCGUGCAUUCUUGCCGAUCCGACUGGCUACCUGUGUAAGUGGCCUCAAGAACCAGAAAUUUGUACUGCUAAGUUGGACUGU
Messenger RNA from Triticum urartu, 1032 nucleotides. RefSeq names its product germin-like protein 5-1. Gene Ontology annotation, molecular function: manganese ion binding. Lineage: Eukaryota; Viridiplantae; Streptophyta; Magnoliopsida; Poales; Poaceae. The record is from RefSeq and is a predicted model, not a curated record.